This is a messenger RNA of Purpureocillium lilacinum, 1026 nucleotides long. NCBI's taxonomy places the organism in Eukaryota, Fungi, Ascomycota, Sordariomycetes, Hypocreales, Ophiocordycipitaceae. The record is from RefSeq and is a predicted model, not a curated record.
AUGAUUGAGGACAAGCCGUCAGAAUUGCCAAACCAAGGAUCCCUGUUUCCCUGCCCGCUUCAGUUUGCAGGCUGCCAGACGCCAUGUGGCAACACAAACGAAUGGAAGCGCCACGUAUCCACCAAACAUUUGCGCCAUCUUAUCUUCCGAUGCGCCGAGGGUAGCUGUGCUACAGGUACAGCUCGCCGAAACUGGCCACGUCACGACACACUCAUGGAGCACACGAGUAAGCAACACGGCGGCAAGGCCAAGUACGAAGUUCUUCGGGCCGAAGCGCCGUCAAGUUUACCGUGCUUUGUCGAAGGUUGCAAAGAAUCAUUCUCUGGAUGGAGAUGGUACACAGAUCUGUUGGAGCAUUGGCUGGGGCAUACCAUGGACGCAAAAUGCCACGACGUUUUCUCGCGCGAACCCGGACGGCCGAACGGGACGGCCUUUGUUGACUUUGGCAUCGAACGAGGCUUUAUCGCGCGAGAUGAAACUGACCGACUUCAAUGCCCCAAGAGGCCAAGUGGUACGCACUACCAUGUUGUCGAAAGGCGGUACACGCAAGAACAAGAAUCAGCAUGCUCCUGUGGCUGGACAGGUACUGUCGGCAGUAAGACGCGCCACAGAAGCCACAGAUCGCGUUGUCUGCUGUACUCGUGGGAUCCCAAGCCACCAACGUCGAACGAUGUUCCACUGGCUACCGUGGUACACAGCCCGACAGCGGAAGGGUGGUCUCCGUUCCGACGCACUGCUUGGUCCGCUCCGGAAUGCCCUCCCCGUGGACCGACGGGGCUGGUUUUUCCUGCUGCUGUAUCAUCAAAUGGCGAGCCCUCACUGCCUCCAGCCAGGGAAGAAGUUAUCUGGCAUACCACCGCAGACGUCAUCAACCAGGAAAACAAGACGUACCAAGGCAUCCAGUACAGGCCUCGAUGGAGCGGGCCUUUUUUCGGAAUGAUGCAUGUCUCCGCUGACGAACGGGUUUCCAUCGAUGAUGAGCCGUACAUUCUUACCAGAGUCCUGGCCAGACUAGUGGCGGCCUGA